Myotis brandtii (Brandt's bat) is the source of this 702-nucleotide messenger RNA. RefSeq names its product olfactory receptor-like protein OLF4. Gene Ontology annotation, cellular component: membrane. Gene Ontology annotation, molecular function: G protein-coupled receptor activity; olfactory receptor activity. The transcript has 2 exons. The record is from RefSeq and is a predicted model, not a curated record. The coding region runs from base 1 to 702 and encodes 233 amino acids. Gene Ontology annotation, biological process: G protein-coupled receptor signaling pathway. Lineage: Eukaryota; Metazoa; Chordata; Mammalia; Chiroptera; Vespertilionidae.
AUGACUCUUAGUCGGCCUGGAAAGAUAGCGGAUGAGAAUAAGGGAUGCAUCACACAGAUUUAUUUUCUUAUACUCUUUGCAGUGUUGGACUUUUGUCUCCUGACAGUGAUGGCCUAUGACCGGUUUGUGGCCAUCUGCCACCCCCUGCACUAUAUGAUCAUCGUGAAUCCCCGGCUCUGUGGACUGCUGGUUCUGGUGUGCUGGAUCAUGAGUAUCCUGAAUUCCUUGUUACAUUGCUUAAUGGCAUUGAGGCUGUCCUUCUGUGCAAACUUGGAAAUCCCCCACUUCAUCUGUGAACUCAACCAGAUGAUCCAACUUGCCUGUUCCGACACCUUUCUUAAUAACAUGGUGAUGUAUUUUGCAGCUGUCCUGGUGGGGGUUGGUUCUUUCCUCGGGAUCCUUUACUCAUAUUCUAAGAUAGUGUCCUGCAUACGUGGAAUGUCAUCAGCUCAGGGGAAGUACAAAGCAUUUUCUACCUGUGCGUCUCAUCUCUCGGUUGUCUUAUUAUUUUAUUGUACAGUGCUAGGCGUGUACCUCGGCUCUGCUGCUAUCCAGAGCUCACAUUCAACUGAAACUGCCUCAGUGAUGUACAUUGUGGUCGCACCCAUGCUGAACCCCUUCAUCUACAGUCUAAGGAACAAGGACAUCAAACAGGCUCUGAAGACAUUCUUUGUGAAGGAAACUACAAAUAGGCCAGUUUGA